AGAAGAAGAAGCCGGAAGUCUCACUUGUCAACAUCAUGCAUACACGUGUGGAGUGUAAGCUGUGUUGGAGAAGCAUGUGAAAUAUCUGUUUUAAAUCUAAACUCUUGUGGAUGUUUUAAGGUUAAUAAAGAAGAUUCACGCCCGAGGUUUGAGGAAAACUCACGAAAAUGAAGUUUGCUUACAGGGUGAGUGAGCCGCUGCUUACGGAGGAGAGCUAACAGACCAAACUCCAUUCAAAAAUAAGUCAAUUUAAGACGUUAUUUCGAACGGUACAGAAAAACAACACGCCGCUCGUAUCAGAUUAUUCGACCUGAGUGAAUUAAAUUAUCAGCUUUUCUUUAAUUGUGUUUUUUUUUUAAUUUAAGUUCCUGACAUUACUCCAGUAUAAAAUCACGGAUCUGACAUUUAAAGAGUCUUCAAUAUGAAAAAAAUUAUCUAAACUCAUUAAUUCCUGCUGAAACUCUUUUAACUUCUAUCCUUUUUAAGAACGUUUGUCACUGUUGUAGUUUUAACUUUAAAAAAGUCGUUAUCUGUUGUUGCACUUAAAAUUCGAAGUGCACUGAUCACAAUUUUCUGACCGAUCACUGAUCUUCAAGAAGCUCCACCUGCCGAUACCGAUUUUGGCCGAUAACAGUUCUAUUUUUAUAACUGAUAACAAACACCUUUGACACUCCAAUCUUAUUUUAAUGAAAAACAGUGAAGAAUAAGUGUCAAACAAUAAAAACCUUUUUGUGUUUGUUUUAACUGCACGUGAGGUAGUUCUCUCAAAUAUUAAUAAAAAGUUUCUGAAUAUUUCUGUCCAAACCACUAAAUUAGCUUUCUAAAUUUGAGCUUUCUUUGUAGUGGGUUCAACAUCCUUAAAUGAUCAUGCUCCGGAUGACUGUUGUGCGUGUAGCUGGCGUUGAGCUGUCAUUCUAGUUAAAACAAAAAGCUUCAACAGCUGACUGUCAGACCUUUGCUGAGGUCGAUCAGAUCGGUGGAUAAAAUCGGUUUCAUAUGUAAGAAUCAGCUGAUCGCGAUUCCCCAGAAUUGAGGUUAUUGAUUUAUCAGUGUUUAGUUUAAAUACUUGAAAAAGUCUUUCUGUUUUUGUUUAAACUCUUUAAAAAAGUCUCUCUCUGUUGUAGUUUAAACUCUUUUUAAAAGUCUCUCUUUGUUGUUUUUGUAGUUUAAACUCUUUUAAAAAGUCUUUCUGUUUUUGUUUAAACUCUUUAAAAAAGUCUCUCUCUGUUGUAGUUUAAACUCUUUUUAAAAGUCUCUCUUUGUUGUUUUUGUAGUUUAAACUCUUUUAAAAAGUCUUUCUGUUUUUGUUUAAACUCUUUAAAAAAGUCUCUCUCUGUUGUACUUUAAACUCUUUUAAAAAGUCUUUCUUUGUUGUUUUUGUAGUUUAAACUCUUUUUAAAAGUCUUUCUUUGUUGUUGUAGUUUUCCAACCUCCUUGGCGCCGUCUACCGUCAGGGGAAUCUGAACUUCUCCAGAGACGGUAACGCUGUGAUCAGUCCGGUGGGAAACAGAGUCUCGGUCUUUGAUCUGAAGAAGUAGGUCCUUAUAAAAAUAUUAAUAUUGAAAGUGAAAGUUUUCUCUUUGUUUUAAUGUUUCAUUUAUUUUCUGUCCUUCAGUAACACGUCCGAGACUUUACCGCUCUCAAUGACCAAAAACAUCACAUGUGUGGGUCUCUCUCCUGACGGAAACUUGGCGGUGAUCGUGGAUGAAGGUGGGAUGGUCGUCUGCUCUUUACACUGAUUUAUUUCUAACGAAUAUCAGAGUUUGUUAAAGUAAAACUACAGACUCUAAGUGUGUGUUUGUGUGUUUGUGUGUUUGACAGAUGGAGCAGCUUUGUUGGUCAGUCUCAUCACCAGAGCUGUCCUUCAUCAUUUCAACUUUCACAAGCCGGUCAGCUGCAUCCGCUUCUCACCUGACGGCAGGUAACCACGUCAGAGGAGUGUCUCCCCGUACGCCUCGGGGUCAGAUAAGAGUUUGGACUCUGUGAAAACAACAGUCCUGAUCUUUGCUUUCCCGUCCCUCUCAGGAAGUUCGUGGUGACCAAGGAGAACGUCGCUCUGAUGUACCACGCUCCCGGAAAGCAGCGUCAGUUCAACGCCUUCGUGUUGGACAAGAGUUACUACGGCCCGUACGACGAAACCACCUGCAUCGACUGGACGGACGACUCCAAGUGAGCAUGGAACCUCUGCUUUCUUUCCCACCAAACCCCAUGGAAAAAUCUGUCUGUUUAGUCUGUUAUUUUCUGAUUCUUAUCCGUCAUUCAUACGUCAGUGUGGCUGAAGUUUGAUGUUUGUGACCUCAGGUGUUUCGUGGUGGGCAGCAAAGACAUGUCCACGUGGGUGUUUGGAGCCGAGCGCUGGACCAACCUCAUCUACUACUCUCUGGGAGGACACAAGGACGUGAUGGUGGGCUGUUUCUUUGAGAAGGACAGUCUGGAUGUGAGUUUAUUCUUCGAUUCUUUCACUCUGUCAAAGUCUGACACCGUCCACCACGACAGAGACUCUCUCUCCUGAUUUCAGCUCUACACCGUCAGUCAGGACGGGACGCUGUGUGUCUGGGAGAGCGACACCGAGCUGGACGGUCUCGUCCUGGCGAGGAAGAGCCGAGCCGUAACGCCGAGGCCGGGGGAGGAAGAGGAGGAGGAGGAGAGGGAGGAAGGACAGGAGGGCGAGGUGAUCAGAGGGAAAGCAGAAGCUCCCAAAGAGAAGACGACAAAAAACGUUCGAUUCAAGCAGAGGAGCAAGUGAGUGAGGAGAGGAACUGAGAGGAACUUUAGGUUGGCUGUGGACGUGACGGGGUUUCAGAGGUCUGCAGGUCAGAAGAUCGUCAUGUCGGAGGAGUUUAGAUUCAGAGUCUGGUAAAAGUUCUUCUUCUUCUUCUGCUCUUUUAGACACUUUUUCAACAAGGAGGGGGAUUUCAACAACCUCACUGCUGCCGCCUACCACAAGCCCACCCACAUCCUGGUCACAGGAUUCGCCUCAGGGGUCUUCCACCUUCACGAGCUCCCCGAGUUUAACCUGAUCCACUCGCUCAGGUGAGAGACACACAGGUUCUUCUUCUUCUUCUGCUGGACCUGGUCUUCUCUGGAGACGUAGACUCUGGUUUUGAGACUCUCUGGGUGUUUCUGUCUGCAGUAUCUCAGACCAGAGGAUCUCCUCGGUGUCCAUCAACGCCUCCGGAGACUGGAUCGGCUUCGGCUGCUCAGGUGAGACUGCCGCCGCCGCCGCCCCGUCCUCGACCUCGUUGGUCUCCUGGUCUCGGUGGGUUUUGAUGGUUCUGUCUUCUCAGGGAUGGGUCAGCUGCUGGUCUGGGAGUGGCAGAGCGAGUCCUACGUCUUCAAGCAGCAGGGACACUUCAACAACAUGGCCUCCAUGGCGUACUCGCCGGACGGCCAGUACAUCGUGACGGGCGGCGACGACGGCAAAGUGAGUGUGACGAUUGUUGUGUCUGAUGGUUGACGGCGGUCUGUGGUCUCACCUGUACCUGUUCUGGACCAGGUCAAAGUCUGGAACACCAACAGCGGCCUCUGCUUCGUCACCUUCACCGAGCACACCAGCAGCGUCGCCGUGGUAACCUUCACCUCCAGCGGCUUCGUCAUCGUCAGCGCCUCUCUGGACGGGACGGUGCGAGCGUUCGACCUGCACAGGUGACCCUGAAGUCUAAACCGUGUGUGUGUGUGUGUGUGAGAGUGUGUGUGUGUGUGUGUGUGUGUGUGAGAGUGUGUGUGUGUGAGUGUGUGUGCUGUAGAAACCAACGUGUGUGUGUGUGUUUACAGGUACAGGAACUUCAGGACCUUCACCUCGCCGCGGCCCGCGCAGUUCUCCUCCCUGGCUGUAGAUGUCAGCGGAGAGCUGGUGAGCGCUGGAGCGCAGGACUCCUUUGAGAUCUUCCUGUGGUCCAUGCAGACGGGCAGACUUCUGGAGGUGGGUUUGAAAGACGCCGUGAAGAUAUUUGUGAAACCGCUCGACAAAAACAAGAUAAAAACAAGAUAAAAACACUGAAUCUGAGAGAAAAGGGACUAAAAACAAGAUAAAACAAGAUAAAAACAAGAUAAAACAAGAUAAAAACAGGAUAAAACAAGAUCAAAACAAGAUCAAAACAAGAUCAAAACAAGAUAAAAACACUGAAUCUGAGAGCAAAGGGACUAAAAAUAAGAUAAAACAAGAUAAAAACAAGAUAAAACAACUGAAUAUGAGACAAAAGGGACUAAAAACAAGAUAAAACAAGAUCAAAACAAGAUCAAAACAAGAUAAAAACACUGAAUCUGAGAGCAAAGGGACUAAAAAUAAGAUAAAACAAGAUAAAAACAAGAUAAAACAACUGAAUAUGAGACAAAAGGGACUAAAAACAAGAUAAAACAAGAUCAAAACAAGAUAAAACAACUGAAUAUGAGAGAAAAGGGACUAAAAACAAGAUAAAAACAAGAUACAACAACUGAAUAUGAGAGAAAAGGGACUAAAAACAAGACAAAACAAGAUCAAAACAAGAUAAAAACACUAAAUCUGAGGGAAAAGGGACUAAAAACAAGAUAAAAACACUGAAUCUGAGAGAAAAGGGACUAAAAACAAGAUAAAAACACUGAAUCUGAGAGAAAAGGGACUAAAACAAGAUAAAAACACUGAAUCUGAGAGAAAAGGGACUAAAAACAAGAUAAAAACAAGAUAAAAGAACUCAAUAUGAGAGAAAAAGGACUUUAAACAAGAUAAAAACAAGAUAAAAGCACUGAAUAUGAGAGAAAAGAGACUAAAAACAUGAUAAAAACAAGAUAAAAGCACUGAAUAUGAGAGAAAGGGACUAAAAACAAGAUAAAACAUGAUAAAAACAAGAUAAAAAACACUGAAUCUGAGGGAAAAGGGACUAAAAACAAGAUAAAACAAGAUCAAAACAAGAUAAAACAAGAUAAAAACAGGAUAAAACAAAAUAAAAACAAGAUAAAUUAUCUGUCCAUGCAGCAAGAUCAUUUCACUGACAAGAUUUUUUGAAUUAGGGUUGUUGAGUGAGUUCAGUCACCUUCAGUAAGGUUGUUUGAUAGAAGAUUAAAGUUAGACUUUGACUUUGACUCUGAAAACAGGAGAACUUCUCCAACACUUCUGGAUCUACGUUUGUUUUUGUCUUUAAAUCAUUUUCGGUGCAGAUCCUGGUUUUCUGUGAAGAUUGUGGAUCUGAGAGUCCAGUUUUUACACUGAAGUUCACUCUGGACGUCUUCUUUCCCCUCAGAUCCUCGGGGGUCACGAAGGUCCGGUUAGCUGUCUGUGUUUCAGUCCGGUUCAGUCGGUCCUGGCCAGCGCCUCCUGGGAUCGGACGGUCCGUCUGUGGGACAUGCUGGACAGCUGGCAGGUCAAAGAAACCCUCCCUCUGACCUCUGACGGUAAAUACUGACCCUCCAUCAGACCAGGAGCCAGAAAACUGGUCCACCUGAGGUUUGGACCUGACUGUCAUAGACCUGUACGGCCACUAGAGGGGGCUGAACCAGACGAUCCAGACGACUCUGUCCCCAAAACAGACGAUUAUUUACUGAUGUGUGUGUGUGUGUGUGUGUGUGUGUGUCUGCAGCUCUGUCGGUGACGUACCGCCCUGACGGUCAGGAGCUCGCCGUGGCCACUCUGAACGGAGAGAUCUCUUUCUGGAACCCUCAAACCGCCUCACAGACCGGCUCCAUAUCCGGACGCCACGACCUGCAGACGGGACGCAAGGAGACGGACAAGAUCACGGCGAAGCAGUUGGCGAAGGGGAAGUGAGUGAAGGGAGUAAGGAGGGAGGGAGGGAGGUCUGACUCCUUCUCUGCUCUGAUUCACCCUCUCUCUCUCUCCGUGGUCGUUUCCAGGUCGUUCACCACGCUCUGCUACUCGGCGGACGGCGCCUCCAUCCUGGCCGGAGGUCAGUCCAAGUUCGUGUGUAUCUACAACAUCAGGGAGCAGAUGCUGCUGAAGAAGUUUGAGAUCUCCUGUAACCUCUCCUUCGACGCCAUGGAGGUACGAACCCGGGUUUUUUGAAGUUCCCGCUCUGAGUUCUGGUCUCGGUCUGGUUCAGUCUGAUCAUUCGGGUCCAUGUUGGGACUUUUUAGGAGUUCCUGGACCGCAGGAAGAUGACUGAGUUCGGCAGCCUGGCGUUGGUGGAUGAGGGCGCCGGAGACGGUGACGGGGUCAAGAUCAGUCUGCCUGGAGUCAGGAGAGGUACGGCGCUCUCACCGUCAUCACAGGAAGUAGAUCUGGAGUCGUAUUUGUUUGCUAAAACUCGGCAACACGAAGUCGACCAAACGUCGUUAUUGCCGAUCAUGAUCCUGACUUUACGAAUCCUUUUACUGCUCGUCGACUGCUAACUUCCUGGGAGGUUUCCUUUCAAAAUAAGGGCGUCGGUCUCUGUUAUUUUACUUACGGGAAGCGUUUUUUUUUUUUUUUGUAGAAUGGUAGGGGAAAGUCCCGCCUCCCUCGCCUCUGAUUGGCUAGAAAAGCUGGAAACGUCAUCACAUGCUCAGUCCAAACGCGGGCUGUCGGCUCUGAAUCUCCGAACCAGACAGACGAUGACGUUUCACAGCCAUUAAGAAUAACCAAUCAGAGCCCAGCACUUCUAGCCAAUCAGAGGCGAAGGAGGGCGGGACCUUCUCCUACCAUCCUACAAAAGAAAAUGUCACUUACAAUAACAGGAAGUGGGGAUUGCACCUUCAAAAUAAGACUGAGGAUACCAACACGUUUGUUCUUUUUCCGUCUCUGUGUUUCCAGGCGACAUGAGCUCUCGACAUUUUAAACCUGAGAUCAGAGUGACCUCGCUCAGGUUCUCCCCUACUGGUAGGUGUUGGAAUUACGCUCUGAUUCAGACUCAGAGGGAGGGAGAAUAUUGACCGUCUGUUUCCACGUUUCUCAGGACGCAGCUGGGCCGCCACGACCACCGAGGGUCUCCUCGUCUACUCCCUGGACGGCUCGCUCGUCUUCGACCCGUACGACCUGGACCUGGACGUGACGCCCGCGAGCAUCCGUAAAAAGCUGCGGCUGCAGGAUUGGACGUCGGCCAUCGUCAUGGCGUUCCGACUCAACGAAAAGGCUCUGAAGCAGGAAGUGCUGGAAACGGUGCCGCACGAGCAGAGUGAGUGAACCCCGCUCUGAUCAGACUCAGAUCUCGGGAUUGUUAGCGUGACGAUAACGACGAUCUUUUUUUCCGCUCAGUCCAAGUCGUCUGCAGCUCUCUGCCAGACGUCUACGUGGAGAAGCUGCUCGGCUUCGUGGCGGCGUGUUUGGAGAAGUCGGGUCACCUGCAGUUCUACAUGACGUGGGCUCAGAGUCUGCUGAUGCUGCACGGACAGAAACUCAAAAACAGGUUUCUUCUUUUUUAUACGUGUUUUUACCUCACAGACCGCCGUGUUAGCCACUCAUCUCUUACACGAUGUCUCUUUGGCGUGCAGGUCCGGAGUGAUCCUGCCCACACUUCAGGCGCUGCAGAAAAGCAUCCAGAGACACUUUGACGACCUUUCCAAACUGUACGUCCGUUUUCUUGACAUCAGUUUUUGUUCAAAGAACAGAAACGUUCAGGACUCUAAACGUCUCUUUUGUCUCCGCUUGAAGGUGUGACUUUAAUAAAUUCAACAUUCGCUACGCCGUGGCUCUGUCCAAGCAGAGGGGGGUGAAGAGAGCAGCUGAGGAGGAGGAGGAGGAGGAGGAGGAGGAGGAGGAUGAAGGGCUGUCAGAGGGGAUGAGUGAAGCCUCCUUGAACGGUGCAGACAUGAUCCUGUAGACCUGAAGAAAACCGACAGGAUGAAUAUUUAUCUUUGAAUAUCUUCAUGUGAACUCAGAAACUAAAGUGUAAACUGCUUUUUUAUUAAAAUGUCCGAAUGUUUUUGACUUUCAUUUUCUCUGGGUGCAUUUUUUUAAGCUCAGCUGAUCAUUUAAAGGGUCUGUUCAGUCUUUAAAGGUCUGUAGAUUAAAAAAAAAAAAAGAUAGAAAAUGUUUUUUUUUGCAAUAAAAAUGGAUCAAAAUAGUCCUUCAA
Xyrichtys novacula (pearly razorfish) is the source of this 7976-nucleotide messenger RNA. The record is from the annotation of a GenBank genome assembly. Lineage: Eukaryota; Metazoa; Chordata; Actinopteri; Labriformes; Labridae.